AUGCCCGAAACAAACGCGCUCGUCCCCAAGUGGUAUUCUCUUUUGGCACCACUGGCAUUUCUUAUGUUCAUGCAAGCAGCUAUUUCAAAAAAGGAGAAACCAGAACAAAUUUCCUUUGGUGAUUUAGUGGGACUCACAGAGGCAAAGGCUUCCUUGGAUAGGGUUAUAAAAACACUCGGAGGGGAUCCACCAUUAGCCAGAUUUGGUGAAAAGUCGCCUAAUGGGGUUCUACUCUUUGGUCCUGAAAAAAGGGGAAAGACAACAUUAGUGAAUGCUUUAGCGUAUGAUUCCAAAGUUGCAUAUUUCCCCAUUACAGCCACAAACAUUGCAAUUGAGGGUACUAGCAAGGCGAUCGCAACGAUCCAAAGUGUGUUCCUAGAGGCCCGGAUGUACGCCCCGUGUCUAAUCUACAUUCAAGAUGUAGAUGCUAUAGCUGAAAAGAAGACUGCCGGAUGUGAUCCGAUUCUAUUACAGCUCUUGACAGAAAUGGAAAAGUGCUACAGAGACGGGCGUUUGGUGAUUGUUAUAGGAAGUACUACCAAAAAACAUGAGGAGCUAGAUACAAGAUUGACGGAAUCUGAGCUAUUCCUUGAAGAGGUGCAUGUGGAAAUGCCAGAUGAGGAUGCACGGCGGGGUUUUUUGAUUUAUACCUAG
Erigeron canadensis is the source of this 654-nucleotide messenger RNA. RefSeq names its product ATP-dependent zinc metalloprotease FtsH 3-like. Gene Ontology annotation, molecular function: ATP binding; ATP hydrolysis activity; ATP-dependent peptidase activity. The transcript has 4 exons. Lineage: Eukaryota; Viridiplantae; Streptophyta; Magnoliopsida; Asterales; Asteraceae. Gene Ontology annotation, cellular component: chloroplast thylakoid. Bases 1 to 654 code for a protein of 217 amino acids. The record is from RefSeq and is a predicted model, not a curated record. Gene Ontology annotation, biological process: proteolysis.